AUGCUGUUGAAUGAAGAAGAAGAAGAAGAGGAGGAGGAGGAAGAAGAGGAGAAAGGAAACAAACGGAAAGAUGUCAACUUAGACCCGGACACGUACUGUGUUUCGCCACCUGCCUACCUUAGGUACCUUAGGGGAAAUCACGUGGCCCAGACGGAGCCGACAUGUACAUCUUAUCCAUCGGGGAAGUACACGUCGAGACAGCAGCCGCACCAGAUAUUGAUCCAGUGUUUCCCAAAGGUCGACAAUCAUUUCGCCAAUACUUGGCCAGACGAUCACGAGCACAACGAUAAAAGCGACCCAGCAUACAUACCGGGAAGGACCCAAGCAGAAUUCAACGCAGUUGGCGACGACGAUGGCGACAACGACGAUAACCAACCAUCAUCGCUUGCCCUGGUUAGCAACAGGAUCGAGGACUGGCUGGAGUUGGUACAGAAGUCCGCUAAUGAAGAGAAAGCGGAAGUGACGCCUUCAGCAUCGUCUAGCUAG
Clonostachys rhizophaga is the source of this 486-nucleotide messenger RNA. Lineage: Eukaryota; Fungi; Ascomycota; Sordariomycetes; Hypocreales; Bionectriaceae. The record is from the annotation of a GenBank genome assembly.